CUAAUCAAGGAUUUAAGCAUAGGCGUUCAUCGGGAGACCAGUUAUUCCCAUUCCGGACAAUUUUUUCUUUUAAUACAUAUUCAUAUUAUCUUUUUAGAAAUUCUAUGGACCUUUGCAAAAGACUAGAACAUUAUUGCGAAUUAGUAAAAAGCCUCGUGGUCCUGCAGUAAGAAUCAAAUAGAUCUACAGACUGCUACAGACCUGACAGAUAUCCGGAUACGAAGAACGUCCUCUUACCGACUGGUGUUUGCUUCGAAAAUUUUCCCUCUCGAGAAAUGCUCUGCAAUUUCGUCGGUGUCCUUCGUAAAAUACGAACAGGGCAGAAUAGGGGUUGGUGCCCCUGUUCAGCGUGGUGGCGAGACACCCCGUUAUAGUCAACAUCCCCACAUACCGAAAUAUUUGUGUUUGAUUUUAGAUAUUCUUCUUGGAAAGUUGCCUGCGGCAACAAUAUUCCCAGAAUGAAACGAUCGGCGACUGAAGAAAAUGGGGAGACCAAACAACCCCUGGUAAAGCAGGAGGUACUUGCUUUCACAUAUGACAACUCUUAUGCCACUUAUUCCUCAUCCUCAGCAUCCCCUUCAACUGCCAAUCAACCGCUUCCAGGACAGCCACCACUACCUCCAAUGCCACCACCUCCAGGAGCAGUUCCUCCACCACCUCAUGUCUUUGGACCUGUGCAUUCACAAGUGACCCCUAUUCAAACCUGGGCACAUGCACCUCCAUGGCAAUGGAUGACCCCUCAAACCUCUCCUUUACCACCUCAAUCUCCUCGAGAUAUAGCUACCAGUACCUUUCAAAGAGAGAUGCCUCUCAGAGGUAAUUACAUCAGAAGAGACAGGUUCAACCACAAUAGAAACAACGUUUACAUACAGAGAAAUAAUUUCCAUCGUAAAAACAGAAGGCACCCAAGAUUUGAACAAGCACAGGGUCAAUUUGACCAAGCUACAUACUUUGGACCUGCAGUAGCUGGAACAAUUGGCUUGGACUGGCAACGAAAUAAUUUUGCUACAGCCUCUACUGACGCCCUCAUAAAUCACAUGUCUGUUGCGAUGUCUAAUCACCAAAUACCUUCAAUACCACCAGGACUAGCCCAUAUUGGUAGACACGGGGAAGAAUUGGGUGACCAAGAGGCCAAAGUCGUUUCGGAAGAAAUCGUAGUCAAAAAGAAUAAGCAAAGAAAACCUAUGUCACAAAGCUAUCCUAGCAGGCCGUGGAAUCGGGAGGAUGCAGAGAGAGCUUUACAGAUUGAGAACGAGUACAAUAAGACUGUAAAGGCUCAGAGUCUAAUCAUUAAAUUUCCCGAUCCUGAUCUCAACAAGGACAUUGUCAGAGAAUUCCAUUCUGGCAUACAAAAUAUACAUUUUCAAAGUCCAAGCGGUCCUCGGUAUUGCUUUAUUCAAAUGGCUGAGAAUGUUAAUAUCGACGAGGCAAUAAAAGAGUUGGAAAAAAUUCCUUUUGGAGUGGGCCAUUUAAAGGUAGAAAGGAAAUCGUUGAGGGAUGAAGAUAAUCCGAUGCCCGAAGAAAUUGAUCCUUAUACUCUUUAUAUUGGAAAUUUACCGGAAUCCGUUAAUGUCAAUGAGGUGAAAAGUAAAUUUCCUUCGGCAGCUAGAGUGGAUGUUGGAUACGCUCAAAAAAUGCGAAAUACACGUUAUGCCUUCAUAAGGUAUAAUAGCGUCGACGAGUCUAUAUCCGCUUACAAACAGGCACAUGACCUCAUGUGGGAUACGAGAAGUAUUAUAGUAAGAUUUCGAAGACAGCGCGGAAACACUUGUCUACCUGGAGAGUCAAAGCCAAAUCUAAAACGAGUUAAGGACGAGCCAGGAUCUGUGGUUCACGUAAAGAAAGAGCAACAAGCCAAUUGUAAAGAAGAAAAUAAAACAAAACCGGCCGAAAAUGUAAAGAGUCACAGUCGGUUGCAGACCGAAACUAAUAAUGCACAGAAUAACAAAGUCUCCAUUCAGAUUCAGCAACAGAGUGUUUCUCUGAUGCCGACUUCGCAGUCGACAUCAUCAUUGCCAACUUCUAUUGCGCCUGCAAAAACAGCGCAAGAGCAACAACAGCAACCUUGGACGUCUCAGCUUCCCCAAAUACCUUCGGCGUCGGAGGCACCGCCGCCUCCGCAUCCUGCAGAAAGAAAUACGGUCGAAGAAACUAUUAUGCUUACGGAAAUUAAAGAGGAACCCGAGGAUUACGAGGAGAUGGAGAUGGCUGCUGAUGUUCAAACGGAUGAAGAGGUUGAUGAUGACGAUGAUGAGGAAGAGGAAGAUGACACGGAUGACGAUGACGACGAUGAUGAUAACGAAGAGGAAGAUGACGAUGAAGAUGAUGACGAAGAAAUGGAUGAGAAUGAGACUCUUAUCGAUGAAAAUAAACGAGACAUUAGCGUCAAGGAAAAUGAACCGACGGAUCAUCUCGACCAAAUGUUUAAUGACUUAGAAAACAUGGCUGGAGACAUCGGACUGUAAAACUAUCGGAAGUAAUAAUACCUGGAUAAGAAGAAUGGUUUUAUCUUGAUAUAAUUUCCAUAGAAUUGUAAAUAUUUCAUCGUUUUAUGUAUAAUGUGCAUUUAAAGGUAAUACUGACUAUAUGGCUCGUGUCCGAGUAUUUUUAAUAAGUAGAUGUAUCCUAAAGGGAAUCGAAUAUCAAUCAAUCCACCAUGAAUUAUGUAAAUCAUAUUGAGCAUUAAAAUUUUAAUCUUUUUUAUUAUCCCAA
This is a messenger RNA of Cephus cinctus (wheat stem sawfly), 2712 nucleotides long. It is a transcript of the gene Pof, whose product is annotated as APC membrane recruitment protein 1. The record is from RefSeq and is a predicted model, not a curated record. The transcript is spliced from 6 exons. Bases 459 to 2465 code for a protein of 668 amino acids. Gene Ontology annotation, molecular function: RNA binding. Lineage: Eukaryota; Metazoa; Arthropoda; Insecta; Hymenoptera; Cephidae.